Rubroshorea leprosula is the source of this 646-nucleotide messenger RNA. The record is from the annotation of a GenBank genome assembly. Lineage: Eukaryota; Viridiplantae; Streptophyta; Magnoliopsida; Malvales; Dipterocarpaceae.
ACAUCAAUUGCUGCUUUGUGCAAUAUUUCUUCCCUGUUGCGAAUACUUGGCAUCAAUGUAUCAACUCUUCAUGCUCAGAUGCAGCAGCAAGCUCGCUUGAAGGCCAUUGAUCAUUUUCAAGCAAAUGAAAAUGGUAUUCUUGUUGCCACUUAUGUUGCAGCAAGAGGUCUUGAUAUUCCUGGUGUACGAACUGUAAUUCACUAUCAGCUUCCUCAUUCAGCAGAUUCAAAGUUUGCCUCUUUGUGCAGAUCAUUCCUUAAGGAAAGUAUCAAAAGAUUUCCUUUAGAAAGCUCAUACAUGCCAGAGCUCACAAGCUAUCUAUCUCUUGCACGUCAAAUAGACAAGAUAAUGUGGAAGGAAUCCCAGGAAAAGGCAAAGAAAAGCUGGUUACAAUGGAGUGCAGAAUCAUUAGAAUUAGACGAUUGCACGGAGCCACUCCAGGCACCACGGAAUGCUGGUCAUGAGGUGGCCAUGGAUGUGAAGCAGAUUGCAGAAAAGCGAAGAAAGGUGGAGAAUUUGAGAAGGAAAAGAAAAGAAGAAAAGAAACGAUUGCACAACCAACGUAGAAAGCAGAAUAAAAACCGAAAGGGAACGGUGAGAGACUUGGGUUUUGUUUGAAAACACUUUUUGAUAUUUUAAUUUUUAA